CCAUAAUACCUCCAUGUCUGCGCAUCUUCUGAUCUUCACGUGCCUCGCCUUCUCUUUUUCUUCUUUUUGGCUGCGGUACAUGCAUAUGCCUUCUGUCUACCUCCUCAGUAGACUUUCUUGAUCUCUGAAAAUCUUAUCCACUCCUCUACCGGCGGUUUAUACCUGUCCUUAUUCUUGGUACUGCUGCCAGAGUUACUGGUUACUCCCCUUUGACACAAAUAUACCUAUAUAUAUAGUUAUCUGUACACACAAACACACAGAGGUCGAGGGUAGGAAGUAAGAGUUAGUUUUGUUCGUUGGUUGACAAAGAAAGCUGAUUUUUAAAUUGGCUGAUUGAUCAUAUACACUUAAGUUGAAUAUUUGAUGGAGAACAAAAAGCACUUGGCUUCUUAUUCUUCUUCUUCUUCUUCAGCUUCUGCUUCUCUGGAUCAGCUUUUUGGUCCCAGGGAUUCCUCUUCAUCAUCCUCUUCUUCUUCAGGGAUUUUUGGAUCCAUCUUCCCACCACCUUCAACGGUGCUGGGAAGAAAGCAGGAUUUUCCUAGUCAAGUUGGGAAUGCCAGAUAUAGAACUCCAGAAGGGAAUAAGAAAGGUGAAAGCAGCAAGAGGAGCUCUGUAUAUCAUAAUGAAACAGCAGAACCUUGCUAUUUUAGCUCAUCAAUUUACUACGGAGGUCAGGAAAAUUAUUCUCCAAGAACCACUGCUGAUUCUCAUCAUAUUUACAAGAGAGAUGAAGGAGAUGAUGAUGCAAAUGGCAGCAAUCCAAACAGUGCUUCAAGAGGAAAUUGGUGGCAGGGUUCGCUUUACUACUAACCGCUUGCCUCCAUAUAAUGCCUACUUAACUAUCCAUAUAGUAAGGUGACUGAAAAUGGCGUUUGUUGACUAUGUUGCAGGAAGAGUGACUCUAUUGCUAUAUAAAUAAGAGGCGAUAGAUAUAUGUAUAUUUAGUAGAGUAUAAUACAAGCAGCUAGGACUUGCGCGAUCAUGUUGGGUUCUUUUGUACGAGCAGCUAGUCAACUUGUACAAAGACCAUGUCACUAAACUAAGACUAUAUGAUAUUUUUUUGAUGACCUCAUGGGUAUGUCAGGUUUGAACCCUCACCCCCUCUGGGUGGAGAGGUGAGGAGAUAACCAAGUCACAUAGGUGGGCUGGUUAACUAAGUAACUAAGACUAUAUAAUGUGUAUGAUGAGUUUAUAUGUAUAACUAAAGCUAGAUUCUUGUAUUUUCAAGUUGUUUUUUGCAGUGUAGAUGUACUAUGUUUCUGGGGUUUUAGCUACAAAGCAUAUUCUAUACUCUGGUA
This is a messenger RNA of Carica papaya (papaya), 1298 nucleotides long. Its product is annotated as cell wall RBR3-like protein. NCBI's taxonomy places the organism in Eukaryota, Viridiplantae, Streptophyta, Magnoliopsida, Brassicales, Caricaceae. The record is from RefSeq and is a predicted model, not a curated record.